UUUUCUUUCUUCUUCUUCUUCGAAUUGACGGGCCCUUCAGCGCUACAUCUUAAUAAGCUUUAUUUUUUACAAAGAAAAAAGAGAAAUUUUAUCAAAUUUUAGAAUGGCUUACCAAAUGUACCGCGCUAGUACUUUAGGCAAAACUCUACAAGAUACUAUAGAAGAAUUUAUGCAAUGGGGCCAGAUACCACAGUCGUUGGCCUACAAGAUGUUGCUACAAUACGAUCUUAGUGUCAAUAAGGUGCUCCCUCAGCGCGCCCACGCACGCGUCACCUUCAAGGCUCGCAAGCUGGAGAAUUAUCGCUGCUGCGAUAAUGUCUGGACCUUGAUCCUGAGCGAUGUGACGUUCUGCGAGCAGAACGAGUUUCUGAAGAUUGACCGUCUCAAGAUUGUCUCUUGCGAUGGGCGCGUAGGUGCCUGCCGCUGA
Messenger RNA from Scaptodrosophila lebanonensis, 427 nucleotides. Its product is annotated as transcription initiation factor IIA subunit 2-like. NCBI's taxonomy places the organism in Eukaryota, Metazoa, Arthropoda, Insecta, Diptera, Drosophilidae. The transcript is spliced from 2 exons. Gene Ontology annotation, cellular component: transcription factor TFIIA complex. Gene Ontology annotation, biological process: RNA polymerase II preinitiation complex assembly; transcription initiation at RNA polymerase II promoter. The record is from RefSeq and is a predicted model, not a curated record. Bases 104 to 427 code for a protein of 107 amino acids. Gene Ontology annotation, molecular function: TBP-class protein binding; RNA polymerase II general transcription initiation factor activity.